AUGGCGGGGUCACUGGCAGCAGUCAAAAAGGAGUUGCGAAAAAAGAUACGGACUAUUCUCAGCCAGCUGUCUGAUGUGGCUGCUGCUUCGCAAACGGCCAAUGCCACUGCCACUCUGCUAGCCAUGCCCGAGUACCAGGCGGCACGUAGAAUCAGUGUCUAUCUAUCCAUGCCUGGAGGAGAAAUCUCCACAAUCGACAUUGUGCGCAAUGCCCUCAGCGAUGGCAAGAAGGUCUUCAUUCCAUACACGUACACUCUGGAUACGCCCGACCAAGGCCAACCAAAGUCCAUCAUGGAUAUGCUCGAGCUGCACUCGAUGACUGACUUUGACUCGCUUAAACCCGACAAAUGGGGCAUUCCAACUCCAAGCACAGAGUCCAUUUCAUCACGUGCCAAUUGCUUUGGCGGUACUGGUGUCACAAACGGCAAGACUGACGGCAUCAAAGACGGUCUUGAUCUGAUCGUCAUGCCCGGCAUGGCCUUUGACGCGCAGUUCGGCCGCCUUGGCCAUGGCAAGGGCUUCUACGACUUCUUCUUGACCCGCUGUCACCACGUAUCGCGCAUGCCUUUUCGCGUUGGUCUUGCCUUGACCGAGCAGCUCCUUCCGCCAAAUGAGUCGGUUCCCAUGGACUCUUCCGAUUUCCGCCUCGACGCCUUGAUCACCGGCGCUGGUGAGCUCCGUCGCGCAGGGGCUUGA
Molecule: messenger RNA, 696 nt
Organism: Bipolaris zeicola 26-R-13
Lineage: Eukaryota; Fungi; Ascomycota; Dothideomycetes; Pleosporales; Pleosporaceae
Exons: 3
Coding region: 1-696 (231 amino acids)
Biological process (GO): folic acid-containing compound biosynthetic process; tetrahydrofolate interconversion
Cellular component (GO): mitochondrion
Molecular function (GO): 5-formyltetrahydrofolate cyclo-ligase activity
Source: RefSeq, a predicted model, not a curated record